GAAGCAUCCUCAAAGAGCCCGAGAAGACCUCUUUGGGUUCCUGUGUUUAUUUCUCGACGGGACUAUUGGAAGGCAUCAAAAUAACUGCGGUUCACCUCCUCGACUCUCAUAUGCGGUCUCCAAAACCAAGGCGACGGUGCUGCAUCUGUUUUAUUAAGUGCCAUGGCUAGAAAGACUGACAUCCCCUCCUCUUACUAUGGUGAACCACGCAAGUUUGAUCCAAACUUCAGAGGCCCUGUUCACAACAGGAGCUGCACCGAUGUGGUUUGCUGUGUCAUCUUCAUCAUUGUCAUCCUUGGCUACAUUGCUCUGGGUACCGUUGCCUGGAUCCACGGCGACCCCAGGAAGGUCGUCUACCCUACAGACAGCCAGGGUCAAUUCUGUGGCCAAAAGAGCACCCCCAAUGCAAACAAAGCCAUAUUAUUCUACUUCAACAUGUUGAAAUGUGCCAAUCCUGCAGUUUUAAUUAACCUCCAGUGCCCUACAACCCAGCUCUGUGUCUCCAAGUGCCCUGACAGAUUUGCCACUCUGCUGGAUGCGUGGAAUACCAAAAACUGGGAAUAUUACAAGAAAUUCUGCAAGCCGGGCUUUGAGAUUGGCAGCAAGAGUAUUGCAGAAGUCAUCCGAGAUGAAGACUGUCCGUCUAUGAUUGUGCCAAGCAGACCUUUUCUUCAGCGGUGCUUCCCUGAUUUCAUAACAAGAAAUGGAAUCUUAACCGUAGCCAAUCAGACCAUCUUCACAGACGGUGACAACAACAAGAGGAGCGUCAGCGACCUCAAAGAUGCUGCCAAAAGUAUCACCAAUCUGCUCAAUGCCAAAGAAAUUGGCAUGAAGAUCUUUGAAGAUUAUGGGAAUUCCUGGGACUGGAUCCUCAUUGGACUGGUGAUAACCAUGGUAGUCAGUCUGAUCUUCAUCCUGCUGCUGCGCUUCACUGCUUGUGUGCUCCUGUGGCUCAUCAUCUUUGGUGUCAUCACUGCGGUAGCCUUCGGUAUCUGGCACUGCUACUGGGAGUACGUCACCCUGAGUGGAAAGCCAGGCGCUAAUGUCACCAUCUCUGAUAUCGGUUUCCACACAGACUUCAGUAUUUACCUUCAGCUCAGCCAAACAUGGCUCAUUUUCAUGAUUGCACUCUCUGUGAUUGAGGCCAUCAUUGUGAUCAUGCUGAUAUUCCUGAGGACCAGGCUGCGCAUUGCUAUUGCACUACUGAAGGAGGGGAGCAGGGCCAUCAGCUACAUCAUGUCCACCCUCUUCUACCCUGUCAUCACCUUUUUCCUUUUGGCAAUCUGCAUUGCAUACUGGGCCGUGAUAGCAGUCUUCUUAGCAUCCUCUGGUAAUGCAGUCUACAAGGUCACACCUGCUGAUGAUAAAUGCAUAUAUGCCAACAUCACAUGCAGUCCAAAGACCUUCAGUCAGACCAAUAUUACCAAAGUGUGCCCCGGGUCACAGUGCAUGUUCGCCUUCUACGGUGGAGAGAGUGUGUACCACCGCUACAUCUUAGUCCUCCAUCUGUAUAAUCUCUUUGCGUUCCUCUGGCUGGUCAACUUCACCAUCGCACUGGGACAGUGCACUCUGGCCGGGGCCUUUGCUUCUUACUACUGGGCCCUGAACAAGCCAAGCGACAUCCCAAUAUGCCCUCUUUACUCUGCUUUUAGCAGAGCCAUACGUUACCACACGGGCUCUCUUGCCUUUGGAUCUCUGAUUCUUACUGUGGUGCAAAUGAUCCGAAUUGUUCUUGAGUACUUGGAUCACAAGCUUAAAGGUUCUCAAAAUGGUUGCACCCGAUUCCUGCUUUGCUGCCUCAAAUGCUGCUUCUGGUGCCUGGAACAUUUCAUCAAGUUUAUAAACAGAAAUGCAUACAUAAUGAUAGCAAUAUAUGGAAAGAACUUCUGCACCUCUUCCAAGGACGCUUUCUUCCUCUUGAUGAGGAAUGUCCUUCGGGUGGCUGUCCUGGACAAGGUGACAGACUUUCUGCUCUUCUUGGGAAAACUGCUUAUUUCAGGAAGUGUUGGUGUUCUUGCUUUUUUCUUUUUUACACGUAAGAUACCAGUCAUCCAAGAGGAGGUGCCGUCCCUUAAUUACUACUGGGUCCCUCUUCUGACGGUGAUAUUUGGCUCCUACAUGAUUGCACAUGGCUUUUUUAAUGUCUACUCCAUGUGCGUGGACACAUUGUUCCUGUGCUUUUUGUGGGACCUGGAGGUGAAUGACGGCUCUCCUGAGAAGCCCUACUACAUGAACAGAAGACUGAGAAAAAUCCUUAACAAGCAGAAUGUCCAGAGGCCAAGACAGAGGUAGAGAAGAAGUCUGAGAACAAGAGGAAUGAAGAUCUUUGACCGAAGUAUGGUACAUGCCCCAGUGGCAGUAGAAAGCAUUUUACCAAAUAUAAGAUGUGUUGCACACUAUAAAGGACAUACUAAAGAAAGGAAACAGUGAUUAGAUUCAUCAACAUGCCCAUAUUAAAUGGACUUGAUAGCUGCGGGAAAUUUGAGGCAAACUCCAGAACUCACAUUGUUUAAAAUGUCUUUGCUGGUGUGCUUGCUUACACAACCUUUUUAGAUUUUUCUUAAUGUGACAGCUAAAAUAUUAUUUUUUGAGAGCCACGGUCAAACAAAAAAUGGUGUUCUUUGUAGAACAAGUUGUUUCUUCCUUGGGUGAGAUUGUGGUUUUAAGUAUUUAUCAUUGUUGCCAGUUUUCACCACUGGGUGGUGCCAGACAUUAGCAGACGUCUGUGUGUUGUAGCAGAUUGCACUAUGUUUGCCAAUGAAAAAAUGAGGCAUUGGCUCAUUUUUGGUUGCAGUUUUUGACCUCAGAUUUUCUCAUAUUGAGAAACUUUAUUGCCAGUUAGUAUCUACAGUUUUAAUCUUAGAUUAUGAAGGGCAUAAUGGCAGAGCUUUUCAUGGCACUUCACUCUCUUUGGACCCUGUUCUUAGAAUUGCCAUAUUGCUUGAUCUUGCAGCUACAAGAUUAAAAUUCAGAGGUGCUUUUCAGUAAAUUUGUGAAUGAGCUUUACAAAUCUAUUGGCAGCAACCAGAGGAAAGAUAAUUGUCUUUUAUGGGUAAACAAUACCAGUGAAGCAAGGACUGAAACAUAGCUGCAUGAAAUGCAGCGAUUGGCAGCUUAUUACAUAAGAGUUAGGAAAAUGACUUCCUGCGUGUAAUAUUUCUUAAAGGACUUUUUUGUGAAAGAGGAUAAUAUUAUUUUACAUCUUUAGAAUUUGUUGAUGUUAUUUGCCUCCUGACAUUUUAAAGGAAAGAUCGUUUUGUGAUUUUGAUGUUUGUUCAGCUAAUGUCAGUUCAGUUAGUUAAAGCCAGUAACAAGUGAGAUGAAUUUGUUUGUAUUCAUUGGUUAGAUUGAUUGAGUUUGGAUGCUACCAGAUGUUUACUUACGUAACUGCUUUAGGCAGUCCCACACAAUGGACCCCUCUGUUUUCCAAAAAUCAAAGUAAUGCUGAGGUCUUCUUUUUUUAAAUAGAUUCAUACAUCACCAGAAAUGAUGCUCAUCUUUAGAUCAGUAAGACGUGACUCAUUCUUGUGUGUCUGCAUUUGUAGAACUUGUGAGGCUGCCCUCAUGGUGCAUCGGAGUGACAGCACUCCCAGACGCACACUCCUUGUGCCCCUGUCUUAGCGUGGCAUGCUGGUACAUGAAACCGUUCAAUAAAAUCAAAACAAUUCUGCUUUUGUGUGUGACGGCAGAGAAAUGAUGCAUGUAAUGUAGGGCUCACUGUGGCAUAUUGUCACCCAUGUCUUAUUCUAAACAGCUACCAUCCUUUGAGUUGUAUCUUUUAAUUGCAUGUGCAUGCUCAGGUUUAACUUCAUGAGGGUGGAUACCUCACAUCUGAUAAGUAAAGGCUGUGGUUUGAUGUGCCUCCCCCACCCUCCCAUGUGUAGAUUCUUUUGGUCAACCACAUUCAGCAAGUAGACACAAGUAAAGCUUCAGCGUGUAUGCGUCACUUUUCUCACCACAAACUCUGAAGAUGUAGUGCUCUAACCUGUCCAUAAAUCUCAGUGUUUAUUUCCAUUAUCUUAUUUGUUCCGAAAGCUGACAGUUUAAAUCUAUCUGAUGUAUAUUUAUUUAUAGAGUAAGAGUGCACGUUUUAACAGAAUAUUUUACCUGAAUGUUUAUCACACAAACAUUUGUUUUGUUACCUCUAUUUUUAUCAAUAAACUGAUUUUCUAUGA
Cheilinus undulatus (humphead wrasse) is the source of this 4175-nucleotide messenger RNA. It is a transcript of the gene slc44a5b, whose product is annotated as solute carrier family 44 member 5b. Gene Ontology annotation, cellular component: membrane. The coding region runs from base 163 to 2292 and encodes 709 amino acids. The transcript has 22 exons. Gene Ontology annotation, biological process: transmembrane transport. Gene Ontology annotation, molecular function: transmembrane transporter activity. Lineage: Eukaryota; Metazoa; Chordata; Actinopteri; Labriformes; Labridae. The record is from RefSeq and is a predicted model, not a curated record.